CCAUGGGCAAGGCCGGGAGGGCCGGGAGGGCCGGGGCGCCCCGCAAGGGCCCCGGAGCCCCGGCGGCAGCGCGGGCCAAGGCCAACGCCAACCCGUUCGAGGUGAAAGUCAACCGGCAGAAGUUCCCGGUGCUGGGCCGCAAGGCGCGCCACGACGUGGGGCUGCCGGGGGUGUCGCGCGCGCGGGCCCUGCAGAAGCGCACCCAGACCCUGCUAAGGGAAUACAAAGAAAGGGACAAGUCCAACGUGUUCGCAGACAAGCGCUUUGGCGAGUACAGCAGCAGCAUGAGCCCGGAGGAGAAGAUGCUGAAGAGGUUCGCGCUGGAGCAGCAGCGACAACAUGAGAAGAGAAGCAUUUACAACCUGAAUGAGGAGGAGGAGCUGACUCACUAUGGCCAGUCUCUGGCGGACAUUGAGAUGCACAAUGACAUCGUGGACAGCGACAGUGACACGGAGGGGCAGGGAACACUUUCCGCUGAGCUGACCGCGGCCCACUUCGGAGGUGGCGGGUCUGUCCAGAAGAAGGCCCCAGAUCAGCCAGGUGGGGAAGGCGACUCUCCGAAGUCCCGCCGAGAGCUGAUUGAAGAGCUUAUCGCCAGGUCGAAGCAGGAGAAGAGGGAGCGACAAGCUCAGCGUGAAGGUGCCCUGGAGCUGACGGAGAAGCUCGAUCAGGACUGGAAGGAGAUCCAGGCUCUGCUGUCCCGCAGCAUCCCCAAGGCCUGUAGCGCAGAGCGGAAGGAGAAGCCCCAGCCUGAUGCAUAUGAUGUGACGGUGCGCGAGCUGGGAUUCGAAAUGAAGGCGCAGCCCUCCAACAGGAUGAAGACGGAGGAGCAGCUGGCGAAGGAGGAGGAGGAGCGACUCCAGCGCCUGGAGGCUGAGAGACUGCGGCGCAUGCUGGGGAAGGAAGAGGGGGAGCACCCCGAGAAACCCAAACACAUGUCAGCCGAUGACCUGAGCGACGGCUUCAUCCUUCCGGGAGAUGACCGGCGGCUGCUGUCCUACACGGAUGGGAAGAUGGACAUGCAGGCAGAGCCUGACCAGGAGGCCAGUGAUGACGCAAGCCAGGAGCCAGAGGGUGAGGACUCAGGCGAGGAAAACUCCAAGGACGGCAGCGGCUCCGACAGCCACUCGGACCUGGACUCUGAUGGGGACAGUGAGGACGACGGUCUGAAGCUGAGGGACCAGCCAUGCCAGCCUCUCAAGGGGCCAGCAGGCCGCCACCACCCUCAGGCCUUUGCCACAGCAGAGCUGCCCUACACGUUUGCAGCCCCCGAGUCCUCUGAGGAGCUCAAGGCCCUGCUGUGUGGAAAGUCGACGGCAGAGCAGCUGUUGGUGGUGGAGCGGAUCCAGAAGUGCCACCACCCCAGCCUCGCGGCGGGGAACAAAGCCAAGCUGGAGAAACUUUUCACCCUCCUGCUGGAGUACAUUGGGGAUCUGGCUGCAAGGGAUCCCCCAGACCUGCAGGUCAUCGAUAAGUUGGUUGUGCACUUGUACAACCUUUGCCAGAUGUUUCCAUUGUCUGCCAGUGAUGCUGUCAAGUUUGUCUUACGCGACGCCAUGCAUGAGAUGGAGGGGAUGGUGGAGUCCCACGGUCGGGUGGCCUUUCCAGGGCUGGACGUGCUCGUGUAUCUGAAGGUCGCAGGGACGCUCUUCCCCACCUCUGACUUCCGGCACCCAGUGGUAACCCCGGCACUGGUGUGCAUGAGCCAGUUGCUCACCAAGUGCCCAGUGCGAUCCCUGCAGGACGCCGUGAAGGGCCUCUUUGUCUGCUGCUUGUUUCUGGACUACGUGUCCCUGUCCCAGCGCUUCAUUCCAGAGCUCAUCAACUUUCUCCUGGGGAUUCUCUACAUCGCAACACCUACCGCACAGAGCCAGGGGCACAGCCCGGUGCACCCUUUCCGGGUGCUGGGGAAGAACUCGGAGCUGCUCGUGGUGUCAGAUGAAGAAGACAUGGCCACAUGGCAGAGGAGCGCACUCUCCCUCCGCUGGGCCAGUGACCCAAAGGCCCAGUCCAGGACCAAGGCCAACCAUAUCAGGCUGUCCUGCCUGGCCGCAUGUCUGACCCUGGUGAAACGCUGCGUGCUCAUGUAUCACACACUGCCUGCCUUCGACGCCAUCGCUGCACCCCUCCGUGCUCUCCUGGCGGAGCACCUGGAACCCCCCCAGCACCCCGAGCUGCAGAAGCUGUGUCGGAGCAUUCUAACAGAAAUGGGAAGUCAGGAGCGGCGCUAUCAGCCCCUCAUCUGUGAGAAGAGCAAACCGGUCCCCCUGAAACUCUUCACUCCACGGCUGGUCAAAGUCCUGGAGUACGGGCGGAAGCAGGGCUGCAGCAAGGAGGAGCAGGAGCGGAAGCGGUUGAUCCACAAGCACAAGCGUGAGUUCAAGGGCGCCGUACGCGAGAUCCGCAAGGACAACCAGUUCCUGGCCCGCAUGCAGCUCUCGGAGAUCCUGGAACGGGACGCGGAGAGGAAGCGGAAGGUGAAGCAGCUCUUCGGCAGCCUGGCUACACAGGAGGGUGAAUGGAAGGCACUCAAGAGGGCAAAGUUCAAAUGAUGAUGGCUCCCCCGCACCACUGAUGGCCAAGAAACUUCCCCUGGACCGUUGGCAAAAACCACCUGCCACCCAGUGCCAUAAAUAGGAUCCUCAGACCUGUCGCCACACAGUGGCCAGCUCAGGAGGGGUUUUGGCCUUCAUGUACAGGAUUCAGGGCGGGUUUUUAACCUACUAUAAAUGGUUUC
Sorex fumeus (smoky shrew) is the source of this 2737-nucleotide messenger RNA. It is a transcript of the gene NOP14, whose product is annotated as NOP14 nucleolar protein. The transcript is spliced from 18 exons. Gene Ontology annotation, biological process: maturation of SSU-rRNA. The record is from RefSeq and is a predicted model, not a curated record. Gene Ontology annotation, cellular component: small-subunit processome; Noc4p-Nop14p complex; nucleolus. Bases 3 to 2552 code for a protein of 849 amino acids. Lineage: Eukaryota; Metazoa; Chordata; Mammalia; Eulipotyphla; Soricidae.